Messenger RNA from Fragaria vesca subsp. vesca, 375 nucleotides. RefSeq names its product mavicyanin-like. The transcript has 2 exons. The record is from RefSeq and is a predicted model, not a curated record. Gene Ontology annotation, molecular function: electron transfer activity. Lineage: Eukaryota; Viridiplantae; Streptophyta; Magnoliopsida; Rosales; Rosaceae. Gene Ontology annotation, cellular component: plasma membrane. Bases 1 to 375 code for a protein of 124 amino acids.
AUGGCACGACGCACUGGUGGUCUGUUUCUCGUUGCCUAUUUCGUUUUUCCCAGCAUGGUUUUGGGGUAUACAGAAUUUGUUGUCGGGGGUGAUGAUGGCUGGAAAGCUGGAGUAGUUGAUUACUCUGCUUGGGCUUCUAGCUUUACGUUUAGCGCUGGAGAUGUUCUAGUUUUCAAUUAUUGGGACACAACUGAAUACAACGUGGUAGUUGCAACUGGUUCUGAUACGUUUGAUAACUGUGUUUCAACUCCAAACUUGGGUUAUUAUGAUUCUGGCCAUGAUGUGCUAGAGUUGACAGGUGCUGGGAACUACUAUUUCUUCUGUCAAGGGCACUGUGACUAUAACGACAUGAAAUUUAUGAUUACUGUAAACUAA